AUGCGAACAACCACGCAUGGUUCACUGUAUUGGAGACAACUGGCUUUUCUCCCAGGCCAUUUAAACACUCGUCUCGCAUCACAUGGCAGUUGCGGGACUGGGAGUACGCGUAACUACAGUUUUAUUAUGGGCUCCCACCGCAUUAUUGGAGGAGAUAUGAUCACUUCUGCGGCGUUUGUUACCCCCACAUUUUCCACACGAUGCCGCUUACAUUCUGCAGUCGGUGGGGGCACUAAUACAGAUUUACAUCAGCACUGCGAGCAACAUAGUUUUGAAGGUGGCGCCUCAGUUGGAACCAAACCUACCAACUCCGCUUCUGCAAAGUCGACGGAACAGGAGGAGGCUGUAAAUAACCUGCUGGAGGAGGUUCAAGCACUGUUGAGCAGGCCCGUACCAAUCGGAUCACUCUUCCGUGCACUGUCGGCUGACAGCAAGAAAACGCUGGUGAAGAACAAGGUUCCACUUGAGCAGCUUCUGUUGCAGUAUCCACGAAACUUUGCUUUGUAUCAGCAGGGGGCGUUGCGCAACCGUACGAUCUUUUGCUCACCACCGCAUUUGGUACCGGCGAAUGCGAGGCCGAUGGUGCUCGAAAACACUUCUCAUAUUUCCGCUUCUACUUAUGCUGCAGGUGUAAGGUCGUCGUCUUCUCCCUCAUCUCCUGAGGCGCCAGCGUCGAGUCCCUUGAAACCGGAUGACAUCAAUGCUCGCGUUCUUCAACAUGACCCACUUUCAGAAAAGCAGCAACGUUUAAACACCGUGCUUCAGUACAUCCCUAACGAAUGGUCUCCCUUUACAGAACUGGGCAUUCCGGAGGAGGUGCGCGUCCGAUGCAUGGGAAAACCCGGGUUGAAGGCAAUGCAAUUCUUUGAGAGGUAUCCGCAAUACUUUGAGGUGCGGCAGCAGGGUCGCGGUGAGCAUACUUUUCAUGUUCGUCGUUCAAUGGCUUUGCAGCGGUCGCAGGAGCCACAGCACACCCAGUGA
Trypanosoma brucei brucei TREU927 is the source of this 981-nucleotide messenger RNA. RefSeq lists its product as hypothetical. The transcript has a single exon. Bases 1 to 981 code for a protein of 326 amino acids. The record is from RefSeq and is a predicted model, not a curated record. NCBI's taxonomy places the organism in Eukaryota, Euglenozoa, Kinetoplastea, Trypanosomatida, Trypanosomatidae.